Molecule: messenger RNA, 1691 nt
Organism: Coffea arabica (coffee)
Lineage: Eukaryota; Viridiplantae; Streptophyta; Magnoliopsida; Gentianales; Rubiaceae
Product: cytochrome P450 87A3
Biological process (GO): brassinosteroid biosynthetic process; sterol metabolic process; brassinosteroid homeostasis
Molecular function (GO): heme binding; monooxygenase activity; iron ion binding
Source: RefSeq, a predicted model, not a curated record
UGCAACAACCAAGGACCAUGUUGUUUGCUUGUGCUAUCAUUGCUCUUAUUGUUAUACUAUUCAGCCGCUGGGUGUAUAGGUGGAGAAACCCCAAGUGUAACGGGGUAUUACCACCAGGUUCGAUGGGGCUACCAAUUAUAGGAGAAACAAUUGAGUACUUGACCCCUUAUGCAACAGAUGAUCCCCCACCAUUCCUACAAAAAAGAAUCUCAAGGUACGGGCCAAUUUUUCGCACGAAUAUACUUGGGCAGUCGGUCGUUAUAUCAACUGAUGCUGAAGUCAACUACCGUGUCUUCCAGCAAGAAAAUAAUGGUUUCGAGCUCUGCUAUAGUGAGAGUUUCACCCGGGUAACUGGGAAACAAGGUUUAGCUGGCUAUCAUGGAGACUUCCACAAGUACCUCAGGAGCUUAAUGUUGAAGCUUGUUAGCCCUGAAGCCUUAAGAGAGAAGCUGAUAAACGACAUGGUUGACAACACUCGAGAGCAUCUAAGUUCUUGGAGUAAACUUGGAAAAGUAGAUGCUAAAGAUGGAACUGAUGAGAUGUUAUUUAAACUUGCUGCCGAGAAGAUGCUUGGCUAUGAAGAAAGCAAGGCUCGGAAAAAAUUGAGAGAAUGUUAUUCGACAUUCAUGGAUGGCAUGAUCUCAAUUCCUCUCAACUUCCCUGGAACAGCAUUCUAUGCUUGCUUACAAGGACGUAAGAAAGCAAUGAAGGUCAUCAAGGACAUCUUUGAGAUGAGGCGCUCAGGCAAUCACACUAAGAGGGUCCUUGUGGAUCAUUUACUUGAGCAAAUAGAGAAAGAAGACACCUUUUUGAAUGAAGAAAUUGCGAUGGACUUAAUAUUCUUGUUUCUGUUUGCUGCCCAUGAAACAACUGCAACAGUUAUGACUUUGACCCUGAGGCUUCUAAAUGACCAUCCAAAUGUUAUGGCUGAACUAAAGAGAGAGCAUGAAAAAAUUCUUAAAAUGCGAGAAACUAAAGAUUCUCGUGUUUCAUGGAAAGAGUACAAGUCUAUGGCUUUCACGCACAUGGUUAUAAAUGAAGUAGUUAGGGUUAUAAAUGUUGCCCCUGGGAUUUUUCGCAAAGUUCUCAAGGAUGUUGAAAUAAAAGGGUAUACAAUUCCUGCUGGUUGGAAGAUAAUGGUUUGUCCAGCAUUAAUUCAUUUGGAUCCUAAUCGAUACGACAACCCCUAUGAAUUUAACCCAUGGCGAUGGGAGGGCCAAGAAUUGCAUACGGGAUCAAAAAAUUUCAUGGCAUUUGGUGGAGGUGUGAGGCUUUGUGUUGGUGCUGACUUUGCAAAGUUGCAGAUGUCAAUUUUUCUGCAUUACAUGGCCACAAAAUAUACCUGGAGAGUUAUCGAUGAAGGAGACAAAAUCCGGAUACCUAUUGGUGUUCGUUUCCGCAAGGGAUUGCGUAUUGAGAUUUCGGAGAACGAAUAGAUUGUCAGCAGGGCAGUUCUCCAGUGAAUUUACCUUUCAGAAGCGUAUUUGUGAUGUAAUAAUAUACUGUGUUUUGCAAAAUUAAUUAGUUUGCUUACUACUUUGGGCUGUAUUACAUUGUAAUGUUGUAAGUGCCUAAUAAACAACAUUCUAGCUGGUUUCUUUCUUGAAACUAUAGAGAGUGUUGUCCUUUCUCUUUUUUAGUUGCUUUCCACUUAUCUAAUUGUUGAAGAUUGUAUAAUAGUUGCAGUUUGA